AUGACUUCUGACAGAAGGCUGCUGAGGAGCUUCAGGCUCAAGUGGCUGCAGAUGAAGAGGGCUCCUGUUAUUUGUUGCCAAGGAGGAGUAAAACCAUUCCCGAGCCAGGGCAGCCGGGAGGCCGAGCUGCACCUCUCCGUCUCGCAGGUGACACAGGUCAGCGGGCUGCUGCGGAGCGUCUGGAAGGCCGAGCCCGACAUGCUGCUGCCCUCCCUGCAGGAACUCUUCGCUGUCAUCUCCACCGCCGAUCCUUCAUUCGAACCUUCUGUUGCACUGGCAAGUCUUGUGCAGCACAGACCAUUACAGAUGAUUACAGUUCUCAUCAGGAGCCUUACUACAGAUCCAAAUGUGAAAGAUGCAAGUAUGACUCAAGCUCUGUGCAGAAUGAUUGCCUGGUUGUCUUGGCCUCUGGCUCAGCAUGUGGAAACACGGGUGAUUGCACUGCUGAAAGGCCUGGCUGCAGUCCAGACGUUUACCAUCCUCAUUGAUGUUACUCUGCUUACGAUUGAAUUGGUCUUUAAUCGACUUUGGUUUCCUCUAGCGAGGCCUGGUGCCCUUGCUGUCCUUUCCCACAUGUUGCUUAGUUUUCAGCAUUCUGCAGAAGCUUUUCAUUUGAUUGUCCCACAUGUGGUCCGUUUGGUUCACUCAUUCAAGAGAGAUGGCUCACCUUCCAGUACAGCCUUUUUGAUACAAUUGACUGAGUUGAUCCAUUGUAUGAUUUAUCAUUAUUCAGGAUUUCCAGAGCUCUGUGAAUCCAUUUUGGAAGCUGUUAAGGACAUGCCCAGGCCCACUGAAGAACAGAUUAAGGUGGCUCUCAAUCAGAGCGCAUGGACGUCACAGUCCAGCUCUUCGCCAUCUUGUUCAUCUAGACCUUCUGGGAAAUCGGAAACUGGGAAGACAGGUCUAAUUGACCUAGGAAAUACUUGCUACAUGAACAGUGUUCUUCAGGCACUCUUUAUGGCUACAGAUUUCAGAAGACAUGUUUGAUCUCUGCAACUACAUGGAUGUAACUUGCUAGUGGCAAAACUACAGCAUCUUUUUGCAUUUUUGGCCCAUACCCAGAGAGAGGCGGCAUAUGCUCCUAGAAUUUUCUUUGAGGCUUCCCGACCACCAUGGUUCAGCCCUCGAUCCCAGCAGGAUUGCUCAGAAUAUCUCAAAUUCCUGCUAGACAGGCUGCGUGAAGAAGAGAAAACCUUGAAAACUUUGUCUUCAGCAAAGACUUCUGAAAGUAAACCCAAUGCAAAGUCCCAGAAACAAGAAGCUGUCAAUAAGGCAAAAGUAUUUGCUGCAGCAUCUGGUAAGGGAAGUGAAGAAAGAGCUCUGGUCGAGAAGAUGUUUGGAGGAAAAGUGAAGACUACUGUACGCUGUCUGAAGUGCAAAAGCGUGUCUCAAAAGGAAGAAGCUUUCACAGAUCUCUCUCUGGCUUUCUGUCCUGGAUGUACUGAAGGGAAAGGCGACAACGUGGUGCAAACUCAGACCUCACCGAUGAGUCCUGCUGGGAAAAAACCUCUCAAGUUGGAAGCAAAUGGUGGAUGUGACCCAAGAACAAAGAAAGGAACCACAAAGGAUUUUUCUGCUGAGCCAAAGUCUGAGAAGACUACAAAUUCUGAACGCAACAAAGGUCAAGCUAAGAAGAAAAUGCCUCAGAGGGUAGUAGGUGAAAACCCUCUGUCAGUUACAGAUUUACUGCAUUAUUUUCUGGCGCCUGAGAUCCUCAGUGGUGACAACAAGUAUUACUGUGAAAAGUGUGCCUCUCUACAGAAUGCUGAGAAAACUAUGCAAAUCAUUGAGGAACCUGAAUACCUCAUUCUCACUCUUUUGAGAUUUUCCUAUGAUCCAAAGUGUCACGUAAGGCGCAAAGUCUUAGCUAAUGUGUCUCUGCCACUUGGUUUGAAACUACCAGUCCAAAGAGUAGCAUCCUCUCCAGGUGUAGUUUCAAGAGGUUGGUCUGUUGGUGUCGAGGUGUCUGAUAUUGGAGAAAAUAUUGCUAAAAAACUAAAGCCCUCAGGUGCUGAUGAAGUGACUCGCCCACGAUUGGAGCCCUGUUUGUUAAGCUCCGUGGUGAUGCAUUCUGGUGUAUCCUCUGGAAGUGGACAUUACUCUUCAUAUGCUAGAAAUGUUCCUGGGUCAGGGCCUUCAGGACCCUGCCAGCAGUCUACAGGUGAUUCUUUAGUUUCUCCUCGGGCUAAGUUGUUGACAGGGGAGAGUCCUUCUACUGUUGUAGAAAGUGACACUGGUAAGUCAAGAGAAUGGUUUCUGUUCAAUGACAGCAGAGUGACAUUUCCCUCAUUUCAGUCAGUCCAGAAAAUGACCAGUAGAUUUCCAAAGGACACUGCUUAUGUUCUGUUCUACAAAAAACGAAAUAGCACCCGUGGCUUCAGUUCGGCAAACGGAGACCCUCCCCUCCAGAAAGACCUCGUGGAUGCAAUUAUGAAAGAUAACAAACGAUACUUGCGGGGUGACCUAGCAGAGAUGUACCCUGCGCUGAAGAGUGUCCUGCAGGAAGGUGACAGACGAUUACAGGGCAACGCUGUGACCUGCCUGACAGCAAAGGUGCCCAGUGGCCACAGAGCAGCCCAGGGUGUGAAGGUGGGUGCCGGUCUUGUCCUGUUGGCUCUGUCCCACUCCCACUUCAAAGUUGUGAUGUCUGAGAUCCGGGGCCACCUGAAGGCUCUGGCAGAGAUCUCCGGGGAGUUUGUGUUCCAUGUUUUGAUAUCUUGGGGCUACAAAGUGCUGGGGUUCUGGGAUGCUAAGGCUACAGUUGGCUAG
Grus americana (Whooping crane) is the source of this 2769-nucleotide messenger RNA. RefSeq names its product ubiquitin carboxyl-terminal hydrolase 38-like. Lineage: Eukaryota; Metazoa; Chordata; Aves; Gruiformes; Gruidae. The record is from RefSeq and is a predicted model, not a curated record. Gene Ontology annotation, molecular function: cysteine-type endopeptidase activity; cysteine-type deubiquitinase activity. Gene Ontology annotation, cellular component: cytosol; nucleus. Gene Ontology annotation, biological process: ubiquitin-dependent protein catabolic process; protein deubiquitination.